AUGCGUCACAACAGCCUCGUCGCCAGCGUGCUGGCGCUCGCCGGUACGCCCACCGUUCAUGCCAUCCUCCGGUUCUCGUGCUCCGAGCUCGUCACUGAGCGUCUGGAUCCCCUCGUCUUCCCCGGCGUGGCCCCAUCCCCUCACCUGCACCAGAUCGUCGGGGGCAACAUGUUCAACACCACGAUGGACCCCAACCGGCACAACAUUGGCGAAGAAGCCACGUGCACCACGUGCACUUUCUCUGAGGACUUCUCCAACUAUUGGACGGCAACACUCUUCUUCCGGGCGCGCAACGGCAGCUUCAUCCGUGUUCCGCAGCGGCCCAACAUCGGCUUCGAGCAGGCGCGCGGUGGCGGGAUGACGGUGUACUACACCGCAACCUACCAAAACGACAAGCCCAAAGCCUUUGCCCCCGGCUUCCGCAUGAUCGUGGGCAACCCAACGUACCGGACCGCCGCCGAGGCCGCCCGCUACCGGCAGCUGACUUUCACCUGCCUCGAAACCAUGUACACCCGCACGGGAGAAACAACCGACAUGCCCAAGCAACCCUGCAAGGAGGGCAUCAUGGCCAACGUACGCUUCCCAACCUGCUGGGACGGCAAAACCCUCGACCCGCCAGACCACUCCAGCCACGUAGCCUACCCAACCAGCGGGACGUUUGAGAGCGGGGGUCCCUGCCCGGCCUCCCACCCUGUCAAGAUCCCGCAGCUGUUCUACGAGGUGAUCUGGGACACCCGCCGGUUCAAUGAUAGAAGCCUCUGGCCCGAGGACGGAUCGCAGCCUUUUGUCUGGUCGUACGGCGACUACACGGGCUACGGCACGCACGGUGAUUAUGUGUUUGGGUGGAAGGGCGACUCGCUGCAGCGGGCGAUGGACGCGAAUUGUGAUGGGCCGACCUGUGCGCAGCUCAAGUCGCAGAGCAUAGCUGCCGCGAACCAGUGCCGGGUGGAUAAGCAUGUGGCGGAGAAUGUGGAUGGUUGGUUGAGUGAGCUGCCGGGUGCCAUGCCGAUUACCGGCCCGCAGCCUGGGUCGGGGAGCGGCAACCCCAACCCCGGAAACGGCGGCGGCGGCGGCAACCCCGGAGGCGGAAACAGUGGUGGGGGUUGUCAAGUUGCCAAAUGGGGACAGUGUGGUGGCCAGGGGUGGACCGGUUGCACCACGUGCGCGGCCGGAUCGACGUGCCGGGCACAGAAUCAGUGGUAUUCGCAGUGCUUGUGA
Messenger RNA from Canariomyces notabilis, 1218 nucleotides. Its product is annotated as carbohydrate-binding module family 1 protein. NCBI's taxonomy places the organism in Eukaryota, Fungi, Ascomycota, Sordariomycetes, Sordariales, Chaetomiaceae. The coding region runs from base 1 to 1218 and encodes 405 amino acids. The record is from RefSeq and is a predicted model, not a curated record. Gene Ontology annotation, molecular function: cellulose binding. Gene Ontology annotation, cellular component: extracellular region. Gene Ontology annotation, biological process: carbohydrate metabolic process. The transcript has 2 exons.